GUCAAAAUGGCAGCCACAAAGAUCCCGAUCGUCAAGAAGAAGACCAAGAAGUUUGCUCGUCACCAUUCUGAUCGGUACCACCGGGUCGGCGAAUCAUGGAGGAAGCCAAAGGGUAUCGACUCUGCCGUCCGUAGGCGCUUCAAGGGCACUGUCUUGAUGCCCAAGAUUGGUUACGGUAGCAACAAGAAGACCAGGCACCUCAUGCCUAACGGAUACAGGCGGCUGGUUGUGUCGAACGUGAAGGACGUUGAGCUGCUGCUCAUGCACAACGCUUCGUUCGCAGCAGAGAUUGCGCACAACGUCAGCUCUAAGAAGCGCAUCGACAUUCUCGAGAAGGCGAAAGCGCUCGGUGUCCAGGUCACCAACGCCAACGCGAGAGUCCGUGCCGAGGAGGCAUAGGCGGUCAUGAUCUAAGCUUGACCAUCACCUUCGCUCCCAUCCUCCACUUCCCCUCGUCGCCCUACAUGCAUCUCGGCGAGGCGAAUACUCUCAUCCUUACCUCCCUGCCCACGUCCACAUGUCGCAUGGAGGCAGGCCAUGCCUAUGCAUUUUGAACUCUUUGGUGUUCGCAAAAGAAUUCCGCACUCGUCGGAAAAGGGCGACGAUGUAUUUCUGGC
Tilletiaria anomala UBC 951 is the source of this 617-nucleotide messenger RNA. RefSeq names its product putative 60S ribosomal protein L32. Gene Ontology annotation, biological process: translation. Lineage: Eukaryota; Fungi; Basidiomycota; Exobasidiomycetes; Georgefischeriales; Tilletiariaceae. Gene Ontology annotation, cellular component: cytosolic large ribosomal subunit; ribosome. Bases 7 to 399 code for a protein of 130 amino acids. The record is from RefSeq and is a predicted model, not a curated record. Gene Ontology annotation, molecular function: structural constituent of ribosome. The transcript is spliced from 3 exons.